Molecule: messenger RNA, 1230 nt
Organism: Aplysia californica (California sea hare)
Lineage: Eukaryota; Metazoa; Mollusca; Gastropoda; Aplysiida; Aplysiidae
Source: RefSeq, a predicted model, not a curated record
GCGAUGCCUAGGUUGAAUAACGAGCUGAGGACGUACCUCCAGAAUUCCUGCUUCCGGCCUUCUCUUUUUGUUGGAAAGCCGUACAGGGAGCUGGUCAGAAAUGUGUACAACCAGAAGCCUGGAGUGCGGAGACCUGUGUUAUUACAGGGCUCUCAGGGCUUUCAAAACUCGCAAUGUUCUCUUUUGUGUCAGCAGAGCGCAAGAGGACAAAGUACUGCCCAGUCAAACAAAGGCCUGUCAAGGACGUCAAAAGUGCUGUUGGUAACAUCGGGAGUUGCGUCCCUUGGAUACCUCGUGGUUCACACCAUGACGUCAUCGAAGCAGCCGGGGAAGGAGUGGCACUUUGUUACAUACAACAAAGUGAAGGAACGUAUAUACGAGCCGUCUGGACAACCGUCUCGAUUGUGUGUCUGUAACAGUACUUUUGUCUCUGUUGACUACUGACAAAGGAUAACGAACGAGAGAGGAAUACGACGAACGAAUACGCUGUAUUCUUCUGCCGAAAGACUCGCAAAGGAUUCGUUUGCUGUACCUCAAGACUCGGAGACACAAAGGACUUGAUAUUGUCACCCGAGCCUCGCUCAAAAAAAUCUACGAGGGCUCCCCCCUUUUUUUCUUCCAAUUGGACUUUUAGUUUAUUUUACAUUCCCGGGACAGAAAGAACAGUUACUAGCAACAAGAGCGUUUGUUGCACACGGACUCGUAGAGAUCUAUUGAAACAGUACUAUUGAAACAGUUCUAUUGAAACAGGACGUGAGAGGGAAUCGACAUUUAUUCCCCAAGAUGACGGUUUCACCACCGCCACCCGCCCCCACCCCCACAACCACCACCACCACCACAACGCUGUCGGCGUUCGCCUACGAGGACAUCCAACUGAACCAGGCCAUGCUCUUCUCCGUGCUCAUGGUCGCCGUCAUCGUGGGCGGCAUGCGCACCACGCGCCGCGCGACUCUGCAGCUGCUCAACUUCUCGGCCGGCGACCUCUGGGGCAAGAUGUGGACCUACUCCCCGCACCGCUACCUCUGGGCCGGCGUGAAGAAGGCGCUGCCGCCGGCGGUGAGGAGCCGCGUGCGGUCCGCGGUCAAGAGGUGCCUGCGAGUGGUGUUAGGCCGGUCGGCGCUGAAGAAGACGACGGCGCGACACAAGCAUAGCCUGAGACACGGCCACGGACACAGCCACGGAGAGCGGAGCAGGCGUCUCAAUAGCACGGUAAGAAGGAGGAAGGGUUGA